GCUAAGUCCACCAAUUAGUAAUGGAAAUUAGUUAAUAUAGUUUAAUUUCGUCACCACUAUAAUCAGUACAAAUAUAUAACAGGCCCAAGCCCAAGCCCACUACUCUCUCUCUCCCACUCUCUCUAUGAAAACGUUCAACGGUCACUUGUGAGCCACAAAACCAAAGCUUAGCGGAGAAAUCUGAGGAAACAUUGUCUGAGUUUUCAAAAUUGUGAAAUCGAUCGAUGCAUCAAAGAGGAAAAUCCAACAACCGUAGAUGAAGGAGCUUCUCUAGAUCCAGACUCGCCGUUGAAGGCCACUGAAUUCUCCCACAUUUCUAUAUCUCUUCUUGAUCGUCUUCUUCCUUCGUUCCCCUUUUCGAGUUUUGUUUUUCCGACGACCUCUCUUAAUAAUUAAUGGCGACACCUUACAAGAAAGAGAGAGAUAUCCAAAAGAGCUAUUGGAUGGAGCACUCAAGUGAUUUGACUGUUGAGGCUAUGAUGCUUGACUCCAAAGCUUCUGAUCUCGACAAAGAAGAACGUCCUGAGGUGCUCUCUUUAAUCCCACCGUAUGAGGGGAAAACGGUGCUGGAGCUUGGAGCUGGGAUCGGUCGUUUCACUGGUGAACUGGCUCAAAAGGCCGGUGAAGUUAUCGCCCUUGACUUCAUCGAAAGCGCGAUUCAGAAGAAUGAAAGUGUCAAUGGGCAUUACAAGAACGUCAAGUUUAUGUGUGCUGAUGUGACAUCACCAGACCUGAAGAUCGCAGAUGGGUCUGUCGACUUGAUUUUCUCAAAUUGGUUGCUCAUGUAUCUCUCUGACAAAGAGGUUGAACUUUUGGCAGAGAGGAUGCUUGGAUGGGUAAAGCCAGGUGGAUACAUUUUCUUCAGAGAAUCUUGCUUCCAUCAGUCUGGAGACAGCAAGCGAAAAUCUAACCCCACCCAUUACCGUGAACCAAGAUUCUAUACAAAGAUUUUCCAAGAAUGCCAGUCACAUGAUGCUUCUGGCAAUUCAUUUGAACUCUCUAUGGUUGGUUGCAAAUGCAUUGGUGCGUAUGUGAAGAACAAGAAGAACCAAAAUCAGAUUUGCUGGAUUUGGCAAAAAGUCAGCUUGGAGAAUGACAAAGACUUCCAGCGUUUCUUGGACAACGUUCAGUACAAGUCCAAUGGGAUCUUGCGGUACGAGCGUGUCUUUGGUCAAGGAUAUGUUAGCACUGGUGGAUUUGAGACAACAAAAGAGUUUGUGGCGAAGAUGGAACUUAAACCGGGACAGAAAGUGCUAGACGUUGGUUGUGGUAUCGGUGGAGGUGACUUCUACAUGGCUGAGAGUUUCGAUGUUCAUGUUGUUGGAAUCGAUCUAUCUGUUAACAUGAUCUCUUUCGCACUGGAGCGUGCCAUUGGACUCAAAUGCUCAGUCGAGUUUGAAGUCGCGGACUGUACCACAAAGACAUAUCCUGAUAACUCUUUUGAUGUUAUUUACAGCCGUGACACUAUUCUGCAUAUCCAAGACAAGCCGGCUCUGUUUAAGACAUUCUUCAAGUGGGUUAAACCAGGCGGUAAAGUUCUCAUCACUGACUAUUGCAGAAACGCUGAAACUCCAUCUCCUAUAUUCGCAGAGUACAUCAAACAAAGAGGAUAUGAUCUUCAUGAUGUUCAAGCUUAUGGACAGAUGCUGAAAGACGCAGGCUUUGAGGAUGUGAUCGCUGAGGACCGUACUGAUCAGUUUGUACAAGUCCUGAGGCGUGAGUUAGAGAGAGUGGAGAAAGAAAAGGAAGAGUUCAUCAGUGACUUCUCAGAAGAGGAUUAUAAUGACAUUGUCGGAGGAUGGAAAGCAAAGCUUGAAAGGAGCACUUCUGGUGAACAAAAAUGGGGAUUAUUCAUCGCCAACAAGAAGUAAAAUCCAAAAUGGUUUUACCCCAAAAACUCUAUAACAUGUGUCCUCUCGUGAUUCUUCUCCCUUAAUAAAAUUGUUCCUUAAGAGGACAAUGCUUGCUUUUGUUUUACUAUCUUGUAACAGUAAAUCGUAAGAAAAACUGUGUUGUUUCCGGUUUUUUUACUCCAGUCUUUGUGCCUCAUAAAAUCUGCAUUGCUCUGUGCCUUAUAAAAUAUUACUAUUAAUCACAAGAUUCACGAUGGCAAGAAAAUGACUCAAAAGAUCAGAAAUUUCAGUACAACGAUGAACAUUUGCACUUGGACGAAGUGACGUCGUUUGGGUAUUCGGCGAAACAGUGGGUUUGGGCCUAUUGUAAUUGGGCCCUCCCCCAAUAUUCACCAAUCUUCCUCCUGAGUGAGUCAUUGUCGUCCUGCUCGGAAACUGGACACAUUUUCCGGCGGCGAUUCGUCGUAAGACACCCAAUCGUCAACCAACUUGGCCUGCGACAUCAUUUUUAUAAGAGUCUGUGGAUCAAACAUCUUAACCCAGGCCUUAAUUUUUGGUUUCAGCCCGGUCACAAACAACAUUUUUAACACGUUUUCCGGAAACUCCGGCGCUUUAGAGGCCAAGGCGACGAACUCCUCACAAUAGCUCUUCACCGUAUCUUCCUGGCGUAGCUUCAUCAAUCGUUCUCCCGCCGUCGUGUCACGGGAUGUGGCGAUCUCCUCCAAGACCCAAGUUUUCAUCUGGUCCCAACUGAGAAAAGGAUUACGCGCUGUCUCACACCGAUACCAGAACAGAGUUUCAUCAUCGAAGCUCAUCCUCGCCGCCUGUAACUUUUCCUCCUCCGUGAAGCUGCCAAGGUCGAAGUACUCCUCCACCCUGAGCACCCAGCCCUCGGGGUUUUCACCAUCGAAGAGAGGUAUCGACAGCUUGCGCAUCAACACACUGAGUCGACUCAUCUGCUUCUUCAUCUCUUCCAGGUUUAACUCCAUGGAAGCGAUCUUCCCAACAUCCUUUUGCAGGACCUCCACCGUUUUCUCCAGUUCGGCGAUCUUCGAUGGAGCCAUCUUCUCCGCAGAUUCGUUUGCUCUGAUACCAGCUUUGUAAAACGUGUAAAGUAGCCUAAUAAGGAAAAAAGAUACUGCUUGAUAUUAAUUGAAAUAUAUGGUAAUGUUUGGCUCUUUAGACCAUCUUUACUUGUGUGAUAUCAGUUUUAUCUCAAUUGUUGGCUUUGCUCUUAAGAGUUAAGCACAAGUAUAUGUUGUUGGUCACCGGUUCAGUUGGAUCAAGAUAAAAUGGAAUCAACAUUUGCUUCACCAGUAGUCUCCACAAGAACAUGAACCAUCCUUAAAAUGGUGAAACCUGUUAUUAUCCCUCAGAAUAAUCAAUCUCCCUGUGAUUUUCGCCAUAUACUUGAUGGCAUUAUGACAGUCCUCACACACACGCAGAUUCUUUAUCACGCGGAUUGGUUUCCCUGGAGACACACGCAUUAUCCCAUACGCUACUGCGAGUCUUUCGCUAUGGUACCGAACCAUACGCUCCUUCUCUUCCUCUUCCACAUCAUGAAGAACCACACUCGUCUUCGAAACAUACCCUGCUUUCUUCAUCCUCAGAUCAAGAUCCUCCAAAAACGCAUAGAUCUCGUCUUUCUCGGGAUGUAACUCAUCCCCAACCGAGAACGUAUGAGUCUCGUUCUGAAUCUCAAUCCAACUGUACCCUGUAACUUUCUUCACCCCUUUGUCCCGCAUUCUCACUCGCAGUUUACCCACAUCUCCCCAUCGACCGGAAGAAGCGUAUAGGUUGGAGAGAAGCACAUACAUUCCGGAAUUUUCAGGCUCCAUUGCGAAAAUCUUAUCUGCAGCUGUUUCAGCUAGCUCUGUGUUUCCAUGGACUCUGCUUGCACCGAGUAAAGUUCCCCAUAUUGCACCGUCUGGCUCAAAGGGCAUGUUUUUCAUUAGACUGUGAGCUUCUUCUAGAAGACCAGCUCGACCAAGAAGAUCGACCAUACAAGCAUAGUGAUGUGAGUUAGGAGUUACGCCAUAGUCUUGAGUCAUCCUGUAGAAAUAUUGCCUUCCUUUGUCCACAAGUCCUGUGUGACUGCACGCAGAUAAUACCGCAACCAUAGUAGCAUCAUCAGGCUUGAGUCCUUCUCUCUUCAUCGACUCAAAGAACCUUAAAGCCUCUUCUCCGAACCCGUGCCUUGAAUAGCCUGAAAUCAUCGUAUUCCAAGAGACAAUGUCCCUCCCAGACAUCUCCUCGAACAAGUCAUUGGCUUCUUCUAUGCUUCCACAUUUGCAAUACAUCAACAAAAGCGCGUUCCCAACAAAGCACCCAGUCUCAUACCCGCCUUUCACCAGUCGUCCGUGCAAUUGCUUCCCGAGCUCAAGAGCAACAACGUCUGCACACGUGCUUAGAGCAGAUGAGAACGAAGACCGGUUCAACCUCCCGCCUUCUCUCUCCAUUUGUACAAACAAACGCAGAGCUUCAUAGCCAUGUCCGGUUUGCGAAUACCCUGCAAUCAUAGCAGCCCAAGAAACCGGAUCUCUCUUAGGCAUUUUGUCAAAGAGGUUCUUGGCUUCAGAGACAUCGCCGCACUGAGCAUAUCCAGUUAUCAUCGUGUUCCAAGUACUAACAUUUCGAAAAGGCAUAACAUCGAACAAUUCCUUCGCCAUCUCCAUUCUCUCGCCCUGCACAUAUCCUGCAAGCAUCGCAUUCCACGAUACUUCGUUUCUCUCCGGCAUUUUGUCAAAUAACUCUCUCGCUUCUUCCACCAUUUUGUUCUGUACAUAUCCUGACACCAUUGCUGUCCACGUAAAAACGUCUCGAACAGGAGACUCGUCGAAUAGCUUCCGCGCCUCAUCGAUCUUCCCGUCCUGUGCAUAACCACUGAUGAUCGUAUUCCAUGAAACCACAUCUCUCACAUUCAUACCGUUAAAAAACUUUCUUGCCUCGACAAUCUUCUUCUUCUUAACAAACCCACCAAGCAAGCAGUUCCAAGAAACCAAUGCCCAAUUCUCUCUUGACUCAAACAAUCUACAAGCUUCCUCCAUCCUACUGUUCUGCACAUACGCAGAGAGCAAUGCGUUCCACGAUACUUCGUUCUUCUGAGGCAUUCGAUCAAAAACUCUCCUUGCCUCAUCAACACACCCGUUCUGAGCGUAUCCAGACAAUAUCGUAUUCCACGAACAAACAUCCCUCUCAGGCAUUCUCUCGAACAACUCCCUCGCUUUUUCAAGAUUCCUGUUCCGCACAUACCCUUUGAUCAUCACAUUCCAUGAAACAAAAUCUCUCUCAGGCAUUUCGUCGAACAGUUUCCUUGCGGUUUCAAACUCGCCGUUUCUCAAGUAGCCAGAGAUCAUGGCGUUGUAAGAUACUGAGCUCCACCUAGGCAUGCGCUCGAAGACACGAAGCGCUUCGUCGCACCUUCCAUUGCGCAUGUAGCUGCUUAUAGCUACAUUCCACUGUUUUAUAUCCGCGUCCCCAGAUUUCAGGAGAGGUUUACUCUGCCGGUUCUGGAUUUGGGUUUGAUUUCUUUUCGUUGAAGAGUGAAAAUUUUCUUCACCGUUCGCUUUGGAUGUUGAUUUGAGUCCAUUGAAGGAAGAUGUAUGUUGCUUCUGAGCUCUCCACGAGAGAACGCAAAGCUCUUCUAGCCGUUUGUUCCCGCGCAUCGCAUUGAUCUUAGGAACAGAAGGGUUUAUAUAAUUACUGAUUCUGGAAUAUUGAUCUCUGGGUCUACCACCGGAGAAGCUGCUUACGCCGCCGUGUAAAUUGAAAGAGAAACCGAAAAU
This is a messenger RNA of Thlaspi arvense, 5638 nucleotides long. Lineage: Eukaryota; Viridiplantae; Streptophyta; Magnoliopsida; Brassicales; Brassicaceae. The record is from the annotation of a GenBank genome assembly.